AUGACAAUAUUAGGUCAGGAAGAAUACCUGGUGCCUCCAAAGCCUAGCCCCUCUUUAGGAAUCCCAGAAUCAUCGUCGACCGUCAAUGUUCAGAUUAUCGACACGCAAUUUGCUGAUAUGGUCCAACGAAGCACAACUUCCUUGACGGUCCCGAUGGCCACGUUCAUGGGUCCUGAACAACCAGGGCAUACGAGUCUUCUGGGGCCCUCGAUAUCAUUCCUCAUUCAUCACGCACCCACAAACACUCGCUUACUCUUUGACUUGGGCUGCCGCAAAGACUGGAAGAAUCUUUCACCUGCAGUUCUCAAUAUCAUCACCUCUCCAGGCUGGAAUGUUGAAGUCAGGAAGGACGUCGUGGAGACCUUGACUGAGAACGGGAUCGAUGUUCAGGCGGGUGCGAUCAACAGCGUUAUCUGGAGCCACUGGCAUUACGACCACACCGGGGACCCAUCAAAGUUCCCAGCCUCGACAUCUCUGAUUGUUGGGCCCGGGUUCAAAGACGCUUUCAUUCCUGCUCAGUCGUACCCAAGUAACCCUGAUGGUAUGAUACUCGAAACGGACUUCCUGGGCCGUGAGGUGAGGCAGAUCAGCUUUGAGCGAUUCAUCGGCAUUAGUGGAUUCAAAGCCUUCGACUUCUUUAGCGAUGGAAGCUUCUACCUGCUGGAUGCUCCAGGACACACGCUUGGCCAUCUCUGUGGUCUUGCUCGCGUGUCCACAGAGCCGAGCACUUUUGUCUUUAUGGGAGGCGACGCGGCACACCACAGCGCUCAGUAUCGACCGACAGAAUAUCUACCAUUGCCAAGGCAAAUCAGCCCUUCGCCCCUGAUGACGUACAAGCAGCGGCAUGUGUCCUUCUGUCCUGGUGAGAUGUUCGCUUCCAUACACGGAACACCGGAAAAAUAUGCGACCGAGCCCCUGUAUCGGGUUUCCGAGGGUGUAGCAUACGAUUCGAAACUGGCGAGCCAAACGAUCCAAGAUAUGACGCUGUUCGAUGCAGAUGUGAAUGUAUUUGUCGUAAUAGCGCACGAUGCGAGUCUGUUUCUGGAAGAGGUUGGGAUGACCUGGUUCCCGGAAGGAGACCUCAGUGAUUGGAAGAAGAAGGGCUGGAGGGAGAAGGCGAGAUGGGGUUUUUUGAAAGACUUCGAGCCCGCCUUGGUCGAGAAGGGUGUAGUGCUAUAG
Molecule: messenger RNA, 1179 nt
Organism: Exophiala aquamarina CBS 119918
Lineage: Eukaryota; Fungi; Ascomycota; Eurotiomycetes; Chaetothyriales; Herpotrichiellaceae
Exons: 2
Coding region: 1-1179 (392 amino acids)
Source: RefSeq, a predicted model, not a curated record